AUGCGUCGUCGCGACUCGUCCACCUCCAACUCUUCCAAAACAACAGUGUCGUCGACGACCUCCAGCAAGCCUCGCCCCCCGCGCCCCGCGUCCAUCAACCCCUUUGCUGGAGACAGACGCACCGCACCCAGACCGCCCUUUAUCGCCAUCCACCCGCCGCUGACGCACCCGCCCCCGUUGCUCUCGCCGAGGCCCUCGUUGUUGCGCCGUCCGCCCAGCAACCCGAGCCUCGCUGCCGCUGCCAUCACCGCCGCAUCUGCAUCCGCCUCCUCUUCUGCCUCCUCCUCCGGCACCCGCCAGCCGCUGCGACCCCGGGACGGCAACUCCCAGAAGCACCAUCAACACAAUGUCCCGCUCCUGACGCCGACGACGACGACGCGCUCCACCAUUGCGAGCGCCGCCAGGAUGCCCGCCGGCGACAGACCGCGACAGCCCCAGCUCAGCGCUGCGGCCGCUCGCUCCAUCAACCGCACACCAAUCACCCCCAAGAUCGCAGCCAAGGCGCAGACUCCCGUCACGCCUUUAGCUCGGAGGCCGCAGAGCGUACAUGCGCCGCUCGGAGGCGAUGCCUCGACCCCUGGACCCCCCUUGCUCGGGGCCAACAACAUAACCCCUCGAUCCGGCGCUCGGCAGUCGCGCACCGACGGCGUCAACAACACACCGACCGGAACCCCCAACCCCGAACGGAAUUCUGAUGGAGGCACCGGCAGACCAGGCCUGGGCGCGUCGGGCACCGCCCCCGAUGGGCUUAGACGGUCAGGAGACUCACCGGGCGAGUCGGGCGACUCCAACAAGUUCUUCUACGCCAGCGAUGCCAAGUCAUUAAACCAAGGGGGCAUCCAGCGGCCUGCAUCGGUGCCCCAGAAGCCGGUGACCUUCUUCUAUGCCAACGGAAUCUCGGUCGAGAAACAGCGCAACGCGAGCCCGCCAGGUAAUAUCGUCGCUCCGGCCUCUGCGACUCCGCAGGAGCCCAUGGGCAACAAGUUCUUUUAUGCGAACGGAACUCCCGACCUGGCGCCCGCGCGACCGAAUCUGCCGCACUCUGGCUCAGGCUCCAUUGUGUCGUUCAAUUCGAGACCUGUUCUCGGCCGCCCUGCCACAAGCCAGUCAGUCACAGGCAUGGCUCCGUCUGUGAAUAGUCGACCAGUGUCACCAAUCAAGGCCUCGACCCCUACACUUCAGGCAUUGAAAGGCAGCCCCUUGCCGCCACUAUCACCAAGUCAGGCGUCUCCAAUGACGUCUCCAUCAAUAUUGCCUGGCUCGGCUGCAGCUAGCAAGAGAAGGGUCAGCAUCGAUGCUGCUCCCAAGCUUAUGCACAAGGGUCACUCGCGAGCAGGCAGCGUGCCUGUGAUUGAACCCACGACCGCGUCUAGUUUCGCAAUGUCUCCCAAUACGCCAGAAACGGUCUCGCCUCCUUUGAGCCCCGAUGCCUCUCAGCGGGCCAUGACCAUGGCAUCGAUCCUACAAGCCGCCGAGGAGCUAAGUGAGCGCGAUGACGAGGGUCUAUCCUCGCGCGGACCGCAAAGUCCAACCAAAUCGACGCACAUGUCGGAUUCUGUGAGUGAGCUGGUGGCAAAUGCUAGACGGGAACGAAAGGUCCAGGAUCUCGAAAUUACGAAUGCGUCUCUGGAGGCCAUCAACAGGACUCUAGAGCGGCAACUGCGGAAACAAACCGCAGAACUGAGGAGAUUUCGUCGGCUAUCGCGGGCAGGGCGUAUCUCUCUCGCCUCUGGCGUCUCCAGCCGGGUCGCUUCCGCGGCGCUUACGGACCCUCCGGUGGAUUUGACUGAUCUCACAGGGGAGGAAAGCACGCAGGAGGAAGACAGUCUGGACUCGCUUGAUGACUCGGACUUCUCUAGUGGGGAAUCCACCGGUGCGGACUCAGCAUCGCCGAACGCGAGAUUGGCGGCGCGACGGAAGCGAGAGGAGAAGCGGCUGCAGCUGGAUCUCACCAAGCACCAGGAGCUGCUGAUUGACAGCCAAAAGAUGAACCAGAGCCUCAAGCGGUGCUUGAACUGGACCGAGGAUCUCAUCAAGGAGGGCCAGAAGGCGCUGGCUUACAAGGUCAGGGUCUCGGACGUUCACCUUGGCGGCCGGGUACUGGCACCGCCGGACGAAGAGGACGAGGACAACGUAUCGUUUGUGGAUGACGCGACGAUGGGGCCCGACAACACGGGCCUGGAGCUGCCGUGGAACAAGGGCCCGCAAGACCGCGACAGCGGGAUUGAGCUGGCCAAGUGA
Messenger RNA from Purpureocillium lilacinum, 2241 nucleotides. RefSeq lists its product as uncharacterized. The record is from RefSeq and is a predicted model, not a curated record. Lineage: Eukaryota; Fungi; Ascomycota; Sordariomycetes; Hypocreales; Ophiocordycipitaceae.